GCACCCGCCUGCAAGGCCCUGAGGGAGGCGGCGGAGGGCGGAGGGCGAGUGCGCUGAGGACGAGUGCGCGGCGGGCUCGGCUGACCGUUGGCCCCUCGGCCGGCGCCCUAGCCGACCUCCCCUCGCCGCCCCGCGCCUCCCCGCCUCCCCGGCUCUGGUUCCAACACCCCAGCCCCGAGCUAGGGAGGCGGGGAGGACUCCCCAAGUGUGCCGCCCCGGGGCCUCCCGCUCGUCCCGCCCCGAGGGGCGUGAGGAGGGGAGGGGCUGCGGACUUCGGACUCGGGCCUGGAGACUGCCUCCUACCCAGAGCGGGAGCCCGCAACCCACUCAGGCGGCGACAGAGCCAUGUCGCCGCUGCUGGGGCUCCGGCCCGAGCUGCAGGACACCUGCACCUCUCUGGGACUGAUGCUGUCGGUGGUGCUGCUCAUAGGGCUGGCCCGCGUGGUCGCCCGGCAGCAGCUGCACAGGCCGGUGGCCCACGCCUUCGUCUUGGAGUUUCUAGCCACCUUCCAGCUCUGCUGCUGCACCCACGAGCUGCAACUGCUGAGCGAGCAGCACUCUGCGCACCCCACCUGGACGCUGACGCUCGUCUACUUCUUCUCGCUGGUGCAUGGUCUGACUCUAGUGGGUACAUCCAGCAACCCGUGCGGCGUGAUGAUGCAGAUGAUGCUGGGGGGCAUGUCCCCAGAGACGGGCGCGGUGAGGCUAUUGGCUCAGCUGGUUAGUGCCCUGUGCAGCAGGUACUGCACAAGCGCCCUGUGGAACUUGGGUCUGACCCAGUAUCACGUCAGCGAGAGGAGCUUCGCUUGCAAGAAUCCCAUCCAAGUCGACUUGUUCAAAGCGGUCAUCACAGAGGCCGUCUGCUCCUUUCUUUUCCACAGCGCUCUGCUGCACUUUCAGGAGGUCCGAACCAAGCUUCGUAUCCACCUGCUGGCUGCACUCAUCACCUUUUUGGUCUAUGCAGGAGGAAGUCUAACAGGAGCUGUAUUUAAUCCAGCUUUGGCACUUUCGCUACAUUUCAUGUGUUUUGAUGAAGCAUUUCCUCAGUUUUUUAUAGUAUACUGGCUGGCUCCUUCUUUAGGUAUAUUGUUGAUGAUAUUGAUGUUCAGCUUUUUCCUUCCAUGGCUGCAUAACAACCAUACAAUUAAUAAAAAGGAAUAAAUACUGUUACAAAGACUCAGACUAACAUACAGGACAGUCCAGCUGGAUGUGAUAAAGAUUUUAUCACCUCAUAUGGAAAACACUGGCUGCACUGGAUUCAUCAGUGUUAACUUCCUUUGAGGAAGCUGCCUUAUAGUUUUCAUCACUGGGACUUAAACAAAAAAUUACUGUGAAAAUGAGGUAUCCUGUACUUCUCAGUUAAGACUUGUUCUUUGAGUGAUGUAUUAAAUGCUGCUAGAAAAGCCUCAUUACAUUAAACAUAAAUCAAUCUUAAAUG
Messenger RNA from Rhinopithecus roxellana (golden snub-nosed monkey), 1438 nucleotides. RefSeq names its product aquaporin 11 (gene AQP11). Gene Ontology annotation, molecular function: channel activity. Gene Ontology annotation, cellular component: membrane; cytoplasm. Gene Ontology annotation, biological process: transmembrane transport. The coding region runs from base 346 to 1161 and encodes 271 amino acids. Lineage: Eukaryota; Metazoa; Chordata; Mammalia; Primates; Cercopithecidae. The record is from RefSeq and is a predicted model, not a curated record. The transcript has 3 exons.